Molecule: messenger RNA, 607 nt
Organism: Mesitornis unicolor (brown roatelo)
Lineage: Eukaryota; Metazoa; Chordata; Aves; Mesitornithiformes; Mesitornithidae
Gene: SELENOK
Product: selenoprotein K
Exons: 5
Coding region: 31-309 (92 amino acids)
Biological process (GO): calcium ion transport; endoplasmic reticulum calcium ion homeostasis
Cellular component (GO): Golgi apparatus; endoplasmic reticulum membrane
Source: RefSeq, a predicted model, not a curated record
GUGACGAGGCAGUGCCCGCGACCCGCUGCCAUGGUGUACAUCUCGAACGGACAAGUUUUGGAUAACCGGAGUCGGGCUCCUUGGCGUUUGUCAUCUAUAACAGAUUUCUUCUGGUCAAUAGCUGAUUUUGUGGUUCUGUUUUUCCAGAGCAUUAUUCAACCAGAUUUGAGAAGAAGAGGCUACACAUCUUCCUCCUAUUCAAGAUACAAUGAUGGAAGAGGGCCUCCAGCACAACCUCGCCGUAGGAUGGGUCGAAUAAAUCAGUGGGGUGGAGGCCCCAGUCCACCACCAAUGGCUGGAGGUGGAUGAGGAAGGUAAACGCCUGCUGAGGAGGCAGGCAAAAGAGCAUACACAUUUGCAAGAUGAAAGGGAGGAAGAGCUCAGUGGUGGACCAAAUGAGUUUGUUGUGAAUGUGUAUGUCCAACUGGAAGCUUUUCUGCGAUACAAGCAGAUUCAUGAAGUUGUACUGGGAACUCCUUCCAGGAUCCGGUGUAACUGAUGCACAGUUUUAUUAAAUACAUGUUUACUGUCUAAAGUCUUUGUAUAGUUUCUGAACAUUUUACUGUAGCUGCAAAAUAAUAAGUAAAUUAUAUUUGGCUUGUCACAA